GGCUCCAAACGGAAGUGAAUUGGCCCCGAGGCUGGUGACCCCGGAAAUACUAAGUUGCCGUGCCCACGCCGGAGUGGACGUGUAGAGGCCGGGUUUGGCCCUCGUAAACUCUGACCCAAGUGCAUAGUUUUCUCUUUCCGGGACGAGAUGGCGCCGUCCACGCCGCUUCUAACAGUCCGAGGAUCAGAAGGACUGUACAUGGUGAAUGGACCACCACAUUUUACAGAGAGUACAGUGCUUCCAAGGGAAUCUGGGAAAAAUUGCAAAGUCUAUACCUUUAGUAAGGAUGGGACCUUGUUUGCCUGGGGCAACGGAGAGAAAAUAAAUAUUAUCAGUGUCACUAACAAGGGACUACUGCACUCCUUCGAUCUCCCUAAGACAGUUUGCCUUGAAUUCUCACCAAAAAACACUGUCCUGGCAACGUGGCAACCUUACACUACUUCUAAAGAUGGCACAGCUGGAGUUCCCAACCUACAACUUUAUGAUGUGAAAACUGGGACAUGUUUGAAGGCUUUCAUCCAGAAAAAGAUGCAAAAUUGGUGUCCAUCCUGGUCAGAAGAUGAAACUAUUUGUGCCCGAAAUGUUAACAAUGAAGUUCAUUUCUUUGAAAAUAACAAUUUCAAUACAACUGCAAAUAAAUUGCAUUUGCAAAAAAUUAAUGAUUUUGUGUUAUCACCUGGACCCCAACCAUACAAGGUGGCUGUUUACGUUCCAGGAAGUAAGGGUGCACCUUCAUUUGUUCGAUUAUAUAAGUACCCCAACUUUGAUGGACCUCAUGCAGCUUUAGCCAAUAAAAGUUUCUUUAAGGCAGAUAAGGUUACAAUGCUAUGGAAUAAAAAAGCUACUGCUGUGUUAGUAAUAGCUAGUACAGAUGUUGACAAGACAGGAGCUUCCUACUACGGUGAACAAACGCUGCACUAUAUUGCAACAAACGGAGAAAGUGCUGUGGUGCAAUUACCAAAAAGUGGCCCCAUCUAUGAUGUAAUUUGGAAUUCGAAUUCUACUGAGUUUUGUGCUGUUUAUGGUUUUAUGCCUGCCAAAGCAACAAUUUUCAACUUGAAGUGUGAUCCUGUGUUUGACUUUGGAACUGGUCCUCGUAACGCAGCCUACUAUAGUCCUCAUGGGCAUAUAUUAGUACUGGCUGGAUUUGGAAAUCUGAGGGGACAGAUGGAAGUAUGGGAUGUUAAAAACUACAAACUUAUUUCUAAACCAGUGGCCUCUGAUUCUACAUAUUUUGCUUGGUGCCCAGAUGGUGAGCAUAUUUUAACAGCUACAUGUGCUCCCAGGUUACGUGUUAAUAAUGGGUACAAGAUUUGGCAUUACACUGGCUCAAUCUUGCACAAGUAUGAUGUGCCAUCAAAUGUGGAAUUAUGGCAGGUUUCUUGGCAGCCAUUUUUAGAUGGAAUAUUUCCAGCAAAAACAAUAACUUACCAAGCAGUUCCAAGUGACGUACCCAGUGAAGAACCUAAAACUGCAACAGCUUACAGACCCCCAGCUUUAAGAAAUAAACCAACUACCAAUUCCAAACUGCAUGAGGAGGAACCACCUCAGAAUAUGAAACCACAACCAGGAAAUGAUAAGCCAUUAUCAAAAACAGCCCUUAAAAAUCAAAGGAAACAUGAAGCUAAGAAAGCCGCAAAGCAGGAAGCAAGAAGUGACAAGAGUCUGGAUUUGUCACCUACACCUACAUCACAGAGCUCAGCUCAAAAUACGGUCUCUCAGCCAAUUUCUGGAGACCCUGACAUAGACAAAAAAAUCAAGAACCUAAAGAAGAAACUGAAAGCAAUCGAACAACUGAAAGAACAAGCAGCAACUGGAAAACAGCUAGAAAAAAAUCAGUUGGAGAAAAUUCAAAAAGAGAAAGCCCUUCUCCAGGAGCUGGAAGAUUUGGAAUUGGGUAUUUAAAGAGUCACAGAAAGCAAGUUGGUUACCAGAAAUCAGUGGGAACUCAUCUUCUGUUAAGUUCAUUGGUGUAUACAGAACGUUCAUGUGCCCACAUUUAACAUUCAUCUCUAAUUUUAACCAUUUUCCAAAGUUCUGCGUAUGUGGGAAAUUAUUUAAUAAUGCCUAUUAAAAUUGAUUUUUGUGUCCUGCAUCUUAGAUCAUGUUAACAUAUGAAAUAAAAAGACACAUGACAUAUUGAAGUUUGACAUAUUGAAAGACAAAUGUCAUUGUUUUUUAGGAGGAGACAGUAUUUACCAUAUAAAUGAAUAAAGACAUUUUAAAUUUAAUCAAUUUUGGCUUUGUUAUAAGUUUUUCACUCAAGAAAUCCUUUAUUAAUUUAGAAGGCAAGUUUAGGAAAAUUGCCUUUGAAUAUAUAAUAUGGCUUUUUUGAUCCUAAAAUAUUACUGUAUUAAAACUUUAAAUAAAUCCUUAAAAACCAGGUUGUAGUAAAUGAGUUAAAGUAUUAAUAUUAUUUGUAUUAUCUGAAGUAAAGUUUUUCUUAGUUCUAAAGUAAAUAUAGACUUUAAAAAUAGAGUAAAAUAUUUUAUUCUGGUAUUUCAAAUAAUAAACCUAGAGAUGUGAGGAUGAGGUAAAUGUGUUCCAAACAUGGACUAUGAUUGUUUUGGUUAUAUUUUCAUAUGAUGACAAAAUGAUAUAAUGAUAAUGCCAGACAUUUGAUUAUCAAAACCAAUUCAUAUUACAAUUAAUUAUUUUCAUCAGGUUUACAUUUGAAAUUAUUUUUAUUUCAUUUGCAUUGAUAAAGGUUUUCAUUUUCCAGGGCUAAUAUUUAAUCUGGUAUGUAAAGGAAAAGCAAAACAGAUGACUGAGUUUGCUGAUGCCCCAAAGUUUCUAUCAAGCUUUGGUCAAGAUCUAAUGCAUUAAAUUUGAGUGGCAUUUUAA
Messenger RNA from Myotis lucifugus (little brown bat), 2844 nucleotides. It is a transcript of the gene EIF2A, whose product is annotated as eukaryotic translation initiation factor 2A. Gene Ontology annotation, biological process: translational initiation. The coding region runs from base 148 to 1905 and encodes 585 amino acids. The transcript has 14 exons. The record is from RefSeq and is a predicted model, not a curated record. Lineage: Eukaryota; Metazoa; Chordata; Mammalia; Chiroptera; Vespertilionidae. Gene Ontology annotation, cellular component: cytosolic small ribosomal subunit. Gene Ontology annotation, molecular function: protein binding; tRNA binding; ribosome binding.